Lingula anatina is the source of this 609-nucleotide messenger RNA. Its product is annotated as fibrillin-3-like. NCBI's taxonomy places the organism in Eukaryota, Metazoa, Brachiopoda, Lingulata, Lingulida, Lingulidae. The record is from RefSeq and is a predicted model, not a curated record.
AUGGUCUCAUUAUCUGACGGAUCUCUCACAGAGUACGAAGGAUGUAACUGUGGAAUACACCCGUGCAAACUAAAUGGAUCCAAGUUUGAAUGCAGUUGUCUUCCUGGUUAUGAAAACAUCAAUGGGACGUGCACAGAUAUCGAUGAGUGUAAGUACCCUGGCAGCUGCCCCGGCUCCGGAAUGCAGUGCAUUAACACCGUGGGGAGUUACACGUGCACGUGCCGUGCUGGUUACUAUGGGGACAAUUGCGCCUUGGUAACCCAAAGCAACGCGUCGCAGUUGUGUGGGAGCGUCCAUCCCAGUGCACAUUUGGUGGACAUUAAGAACAAAGCAACAUACAAGACAGUCGCCAGAUAUCUACAUCCCGCAAACUCUUACUGGAUGGGUCUAAACGACAAACAGCAAGAAGGAACGUUUGUUUACAGUGACGGAAGCAAGGUUGCCACCCUAUACAACGAAUGGGAUUCGGGCCUGUCCACCCCUGCGUCCAAUGACCGCACCAAAAACUGUGCAGUGAUAGAUGGAAACGCAGCUUUCCAGUGGAGGGUCGUCCCUUGUGAUAAUUUAAACUUGGCUAUAUGCGAGCUUGAUAAAGUGUGGUCCAAAUAA